ACAGAAUUCACAUCUGGGAGCAUUUCUGCCGCUUGUCAAACAAGCAAGAGCCUGCCCAGCAAAGAACAAUAGGGAAAAACCCUAAGUUCAGCUACCUGUGCUCCAAGGCUUCGGCAUAUGGCCCCCCAGGCCUCUGGUGACCUGCCGGUGGUCGGGCGGCUCUCAGGAUUCUCCCUCUGAGUAACACGGAGGCUGGGGGUGAGGUGAGGGACAGGAGCAGAGGGCAUGCUGGAGUAGCCAGCGGCAGGAAAACAGGACAGACUUGGCACCUGGCACUCCUGGGUCAUGUGAACUUAAGUUUCUGAGCCCCUCUGGGCCUCAGUUGCUGCAUCAGUAAAAUGAGCGUGAGACGAAGAUACCGUCGAUGAAAAGCGCCCGUCACAGCUCGGGCUCAGAGCGCUGUCAGCAGGACCUAGCACAAUGAUCUUUGGAAAAGGCCCAGCUCCGCUGCCCCCAGGAUGAAGCCUCCCCCUCUUCUGACCUUCCUUUGCCUCCUGGUGGCUCUGGCUGGCGGGAACCUGGUCCAGUUUGGGGUGAUGAUUGAGAAGAUGACAGGGAAGUCAGCACUGCAGUACAAUGACUAUGGCUGCUACUGUGGCAUCGGCGGCUCCCACUGGCCGGUGGACCCGACUGACUGGUGCUGCCAUGCCCAUGACUGCUGCUAUGGGCGUCUGGAGAAGAUGGGCUGUGACCCCAAACUAGAAAGGUAUCUUUUCUCUGCCAGCAAGAACAACAUCUUCUGUGCCGGCAAAACUGCCUGCCAGCGACAGACCUGCGAGUGUGACAAGACCGCUGCACUCUGCUUUCGCCAAAACCUGGCCACCUACAACCGCAAAUAUGCCCAUUACCCCAACAAGCUGUGCACGGGACCCACCCCACCCGGCUAAGGCCGUGCUCCGCCUCCUCCCUGAGGCUUUCCGAGGCCACCAGCUCCACAGCAGUAACCCCAGGCCUGGGGAACCUUGGCACCAAAGGCCCUCCCUCUGGAAAGUUCCUUUCCUGCAAACCCAUCCCUCCCUGAGAACACCCAGACCACGGCCUGGACCAUGGCUGGCCUCCUAGGUCCUAUCUUCCUCUUAGGAAGAACCAUGUCCCCAGACCCUUCCCAAAAGACACUGUAACCCAUCCCUGGAAUCUCAGUUCCCUCUUCUGAAUAAGUGAAUAAUGUUUGCCAUAAUUCUAAUAUUCUCUGAUUCUCAAAUUCUGUCAUUGUAGGAUUUGAUUCAUCUACAGUUUCAUUCAUUCAUUCAUUUAUUCAUUCAUUCAUUUGUGAGCACCUGCCAUGUGCCAGCAACGAGCUCAGCACUGGGGUACACAGGAACAAAUCUGACACGGGCGGCCCCUACGUGCAGUUCCAACGUCCCAUCCUUUUAAUUUCCCAUUAUAGUGCAUUUCUGUGAUUCUUUUCCUAACAUUCUACAAUCUUAUCCAAGACAAUACUGGCAAUCACUGGGAGUAUUUCUGGCCAUAAGGCGGAAUGUGAGAAGCAUGAAAAAUACCAGCCUAAAAAUAUUGUCCCCACUAUGUCAUCAGGCUUCAAAUCCCUCCCAUUAGCAGAUAGGCUAAGAGUGAAAAGGCAGCUCUGGAAUCAUCUUAUCCAAACCUCUCCUUUGACAGACAGGCCUUCCAGGGGUCAGAGAGCGGGAGGGAGUUCUACCUGAGGGGGUGUCCUCACUCCCAGGUCAGGAUGCCUUCAAUUCUUCAGGACUCGGUACCGACCACUGACACUCUCUCCUUCUGGUUGUCACCAUAAACAGCCCAGAGUGCCCAGGGCAGGUCAGCUGUGAGGCGGCACAGACCGGGUCAGGCUCCUGAUACAGGGAGGGGUGAAGGAAAGAUUUCAACAGCGUGGGGCUGACUCCGGCACCAUGAGGAAUUGAAGGCACCAAAGAAUUCCUAACAGCUAGAAUGCAGCCUAUCCUGGAAGUAAUGUGCUUAAACAGUGUCUACUCCUAGAUAUAGAUAUAAUAUCUCCGGUACCUAUAAUAUGGUGAUAAAAUCUUCCAAUGUUAAUGGCAUUGCACAGAGCAAAGCUCAUAGUGGACACAGAAUAAAGCGAAGAAACCAAAGGGAUGGUUUUCAUAGACUUUAAAAGGAGAAGUUCUGUGCUGGUGAAAAGGGGGACAGGACAGGCGUGCGAGGUUUGAGGCUGCGACUGACUCAAAUCCUUGGUCAAGAACCACCACCUCAGGACGGCUGGGAAAUGCGGUCCUGAGGUGCCCUCUGGUGUUCAUUUUAUUCCGGCUACUAGGAGGGAGCCUAGAUUUGCCUUAAACCUGGUUUCCCUUCAGUGGGGAGCGGGGUGGGGGUAAUGUGUGCUUCUGGGGUAGUGAAAUUGGUCCCCUCGUAGUUUCAAUAAUAAAUAUGCUAAGAAAUAACCAAAUAAGUCCUUACAACAAUCUUAGAAUGAUGGUGCUGCUGCAUAAAUGAGAAACACAGGCAGAAGGGAGCGACAUGGGAGAGACGGAGAGAAGUUAUGUCCUGGGCGUGAUGGAUUUCACGUAGCAAUGGGACAAGGACCUGGUGACCUAGCAGUUGUGUAACCAUCCAACAACGUGAAAAUGGAACUUGAGAACAAGAUUCCAGUACACCUGCUGUGACCUUCAGGACACAGAUCACGGCAUAUCCUUUGUUUUCCCAGAGAUCAAUAAAUGCUUGGUGAAUGAA
Molecule: messenger RNA, 2667 nt
Organism: Hipposideros armiger (great roundleaf bat)
Lineage: Eukaryota; Metazoa; Chordata; Mammalia; Chiroptera; Hipposideridae
Gene: PLA2G2E
Product: phospholipase A2 group IIE
Exons: 5
Coding region: 459-887 (142 amino acids)
Biological process (GO): phospholipid metabolic process; lipid catabolic process; arachidonate secretion
Molecular function (GO): calcium ion binding; phospholipid binding
Source: RefSeq, a predicted model, not a curated record